Symbiodinium necroappetens is the source of this 2518-nucleotide messenger RNA. Lineage: Eukaryota; Dinophyceae; Suessiales; Symbiodiniaceae. The record is from the annotation of a GenBank genome assembly.
GAUCGAUGGGGCUCAGGGGCCUGAGACGCAACGAUCAUCAGCAACGGGCUACCACACGACCGGGGAUCUCACCACGGCCUUGCUCGGCUACGUCACCCAGGGCGCCUACGACGCCGGGCAGGCCCUCCAGGACUCCCGGCUGGACGGGCACGAUGCGGAGAUCCUCGCUCUGCAGAACGCCGGCCCCUACGCCAUGGGGGCGGAGCUGACGGCCCUGCAGCUGUCCCUCCAGUCCGCCAUAGACGGGCUUUUGGCCGAAGUCGCAACCCUCGGCGGUGCAACCAAUCUUGUCAACGCCCCCGCCUGGCAGGGCGAGAUCACCUGGGAUCUCUUGGUAGGUACCAACCAGAUCCGCAACUUUCACGCCGUCGCCCCCAUGGGCCUGGCCCUGGUCAACGACAACUGGACCCUGCAGCUCAGCUGCGACGCCUACAGCACCGCCCAAACCGAUGCUCUGCUGCUCCCGAAGGCCAGCGAGUCCUGGGUGCUCGCCCAGCUCGGCGGGUACAGCACGGCGGAGGCCACGGCCAACCUCGUCGCCUUCCUGGCGCAGGCCAACACCUACACGGACGACCAGCUGGUCGGCUACAGCACCACGGCGCAGAUGACCCAGACCGUCGCGGACGCCCUGGUGCCCUACACGACGAUCGUCCAGCGAGAUGCAGCCAUCGCUGCAGCACUCGCGGCCUAUUACACGUCGGCGCAAACGGACAGUGCCAUCGCUGUCCAGGCCGCCAUUACGGCAGCACUGGUGCCGGUGACCCUGGCCAACGGCCAGACCUGGAACGGCGGUCCCACCUUCAAUCUGCUCCGGGGCACAAACGUGCUGAGAAACCUUUCGGUGGCGGGCGCCCUCACCGCCAGCUUCCAAAACUUGGACGUGGAGACGGGAGCUGCCAUCACCGCCGCCAUCGACGCCCUCGACUUGUCCCAGUUCCGGAACGAGGCCCAGGUGCUGGCCCUGAUCGCCGGGGAGCUGGGGCCCUACAGCUACGACAACAACAAUGAGACCGACUCGCUCUUCUACCCCCGCACAGAGCUGGACUCUUUGCUCACGGCCACGCUCACGCAGUACUGGACGUCGGGAAGGACGCAGCCGGAGAUCGACGACGCCCUCGCGGGCUCCGGCUUCCUGGACCAGACGGCGGGAGACGCCCGGUACUUCGUGCGGGCCCCUGGAGCGGAGUCGGGGCAGAUCUUCAACCUGGUGCAGGGGCAAAGCGACGGGCGCUACCCCCUGAUCGCCAACUUCAACACAGUGCAGAGCACGGUCACGUCCAUCGACGGCCGCGUGAGAGGACGGCGCCUGGUGGCGUCCUUCGCCGACGGAGGCAUCAGCCUGGACCGGGACGUCACGGCGGCGGCUGCCAGCACCCUGAACGCCACUACAGCCGAUUUUGCCCAGUUCUUCGUGGGCAGCACGGCGGCCACCGGCGCCUUCAGCUCCAACAGCAGCAUCACCGCCAAUGUGGAGGUCGUGAGCAACCUCCGGCUCGAGGCCCCGCUGGUGCGCUGCGACCCGACCGCGCCCUGGUUGAGCGUCCUCGUCAACGACACCCUCCUGCUCAACGGGGCCAUCGCGCCCGAGCUCAGCCUGCCCUACCUCUUCUGCGAGCUGGCCGUCAUCAACCAGGCGCCCACGCAACUGGCGCGGCUCUUCCUCGCCACGCAGAACAACGCGCCCGCGGGGGGCAAGGGCGAGCUGGUGGCGCUCGCCAACGGCGGGAUGCAGCUCAACGCCCAGAACCAGAUCAUCUCCCUGAACAACACCACAGGAACCGCCAACGUGCUCAUCUACCCGCAGAGCAACCAGAGCCUCCCCGACUGGAUGGUCGCCGGCNNGGCGUCGGACGCACGCGUGAAGACCAACGUCCGAGCCAUCAAGCACCGGGACAUGGUCGAGAUCUUCGACAACCUGGAGCCCAAGAUCUACGACCGCUCGGACAGCGAGCAGAAGGACCAGAUCGGCUUCAUCGCCCAGGAGGGGUUCAUGACGCUGAACUACCAGCGCCUGGCGGUGGUGCUCUGGGGCGUCUGCAAGGACCUGCAGGCGCGCAUGGAGAAGCUCGAACGCGGGCCAUCGGGCUGCUUCCACGUGCGGGAUCCCCGCAAGCUCUUCCAGAUCGCCCGGCGAGAGUUCCCGGACAGACGGGACUUGACGAGUGCGCGGGCCGCGGCGGCGCUGCGCGGCGACGUGGCUCGGCAGAUCCUGGCGCCCAAGCCCCGGAGCCUGGGCAAGUCGGCGGCGGAGGGGCCCAACGACCGACUGCAAGCGGACCUGGUGGAUUUCUCUCAGAACACCAGAGGGCGCAACAAGUACGGGUUGGUGGCCCUGCCCGACAAGCGGGCCGAAACGGUGACGCGGGCGGCUGCGGAGAUCAUCCCCUCGCUAGUCCAGGAGGAGGGCAACUUCGACGUCGUCACCACGGAUCUGGGCAACGAGUUUCGGGGCCUCGAGGAGGCGUUGCCCGGAAGCGCGGUGCACCGGCAGAAGGACCCCUCGGACCGCAACGCAACG